AUGGAUGAAGAAGGCGAGAAGGAAGGAAGCAGUGACAAAAGCAAACACUUGCCCGGAAACAAACAAACAAAAAAAGCAACGAAAGAUGACAAUGUGAAUCAGACAUUGUCGACCAUCAGAAUCAAAAAAACGGGUAGAAGAAGAACUUCUAAGUUUGAAAAUAUUCCGGAGCAUCAUCGUUUCUUCCCCAUUGCCUGUGUGGCGCAAUUAAUGCGAAAUGCGCUUCCACCAUCCGCAAAAGUGACACAAGAUGCGAAGGAAUGUGUGCAGGAGAUUGCUUCUGAAUUCAUCUUAUUCAUCUCAUCGGAAGCCUCCGAUUGCUGCAGGGCUGACGGCAGGGACGUAAUAACUUAUGAAGAUAUCCUGGAAGCAAUGCAAGCGCUGGGCUUCGACAACUACGUCGAACCGCUGAGCAUAUACAUGAAAAAAUAUCGUGAAGCAUUUCCGGGCAAAAACAAAUCUCUUAGGCUAGCGAAUUUCGUCCCGCACCUCCACAAUCCAAAUGUAAACGACUCCAGUGGAUCUACCAAACAGAAUAAUAAUUUUGCGCGAAAGUUAGUUCCUCUUGCGCCAAAAACUGCCGCACUGGAUGAUGACACAGACUUGAGCAAUUCUGUGCCAGAAGUACCACAGAAUAUACAUUUUAUGGAUACAACAACAGGACAACAGCCCUUCCAGAUGCCGAGUCCUGGUGAAACAUCGCAACUCAUUCCUAUCCGGCCAUCCGUAGUGAUAGAUUCCAUUACCAAUGGGCAGAAUCAAGAAGCGGGUGAAUUUACCAGCCAGAAUGGUGAUUGUGCUCCAGAUUCAAGCCCUCUUGCACCAAAAAGUACCGCACUGGCUGGUGACAUAGACUUGAGCAAUUCAGUGCCGGAAAAACUACAGAAUGUACAUUUUAUGGAUACAACAACAGGAGAACACUCGUCUCAGCUGCCGAGUCCUGGUGAAACUUCGCAACUCAUUCCUAUUCGGCCAUCCACAGUGAUAGAUUCCAUUAUCAAUGGGCAGAAUCAAGAAGCGGGUGAAUCUAUCAGCCAGGAUGGUGAUUGUGCUCCAGAUUCAAGCCCUCUUGCACCAAAAAGUACCGCACUGGCUGGUGACAUAGACUUGAGCAAUUCAGUGCCGGAAAAACCACAGAAUGUACACUUUAUGGAUACAACAACAGGAGAACACUCGUCUCAGCUGCCGAGUCCU
Gongylonema pulchrum is the source of this 1194-nucleotide messenger RNA. The record is from the annotation of a GenBank genome assembly. Lineage: Eukaryota; Metazoa; Nematoda; Chromadorea; Rhabditida; Gongylonematidae.